Molecule: messenger RNA, 739 nt
Organism: Aphanomyces astaci
Lineage: Eukaryota; Oomycota; Saprolegniomycetes; Saprolegniales; Verrucalvaceae
Exons: 1
Coding region: 18-569 (183 amino acids)
Biological process (GO): rRNA processing
Cellular component (GO): small-subunit processome; small ribosomal subunit; Mpp10 complex
Molecular function (GO): rRNA binding; snoRNA binding; structural constituent of ribosome
Source: RefSeq, a predicted model, not a curated record
GUCCGUCGUCGGCGAAGAUGCGGCAGUUCAAGUACCAUGAGAAGAAGCUUCUCAAGAAGGUUGACUUGCUGGAAUGGCGCAAUGAGAACAACUUGCAUGAGAUCAAGGUCAUCCGCCGCUACCGACUGCCGGACCGCGAGCAGUAUCACAAGUACAACAAGCUCGUCGGCGACAUCGGUCGCGUCGUGGCACGGCUGAAGAAGCGUCCGUCCAACGACCCAUUUCGCAUCAAAACGACCGAGAAGCUGCUCGAAAAGCUGUACCAGAUGGGCAUCAUCAACGGCACGAAGAGUCUGUUGAAGGCCGAAGAGCUGAACGUGAGCUCGUUCUGCCGCCGCCGGCUGCCGGUGGUGAUGGUACGACUCAAGAUGAGCGAAAACAUCAAGGAAGCGACGACGUUCGUGGAGCAAGGCCAUGUCCGCGUCGGGCCCAACACCGUGACGGACCCGAGCUUUAUGAUCACGCGGCCGUUUGAGGACUUUGUCACGUGGGUCGACAGCUCCAAGAUCAAGCGGACAAUCCUCAAGUACAACGACAAGCUCGACGACUACGACUUGCUCGGGAAUUAGUAUAUUUUGCGAUUGAACCAACACGACUCGUAUAUGUAUGAGUUGCACGUCCUUGACAAAGAUGCCCCGUAACUAUUGUUGAAUUCGCCAAAGUGCAAUUUGCAUAUAUCUCAAACGUAUACACAAGGUCUUGGUUCUUAACCUUUAACCGAGAAUAAACGAUGAUUGUU